UGAAAUCCGCACCAGUGUCAGUUCAGCUCCUGUCGGUUCGGCUGAAGAGGAGGAAAGUGACUCGUGUUAUCGACAUGCGUUCGUUCCAAGUAGUAAUUUUGGCCGCAGUGUGCGCCGCUGUGAGUGCUGGGUACAUCGGUCACGCUGGGUUUGGUGGAUAUGGCGGCUACGCCGGCUUCGAUAGUGGCUACGCCGGAGACAAUCAUGCUGACUAUUAUGCUUACCCAAAAUACGCCUUCGACUACUCCGUGAAGGACCCCCACACCGGCGACCAUAAGACCCAGUGGGAGACCAGGGACGGCGAUGUCGUUAAAGGUGCGUACUCUCUAGCGGAACCCGACGGUACUACUCGCAUCGUGGAGUACACUGCCGACAAGCACAACGGUUUCAACGCGGUGGUCAAGCGCAUUGGACACGCACACCACCCGCAGAUCUACGGCAACCACUACGACGCUGGUUACCUCGGCUAUCACUAGAUGGCGCCGCGCUACUAAAUAGUUACCAAUAACCACAAUAGAUGGCGCUAAGCUAAGUUUUAUAUCAGCGCUCAACGUACCUUCAAAAUCAGUCACUGUGAUAUUGUAAUGAAAACUGAUUUAUAUUUAUUGCAAUUUGGUAUCGAUGGAAGAAAACAAAUCUAGUUUUAAGUAAAACAAUCAGUUGUUAUUUUUUAUACUAAAGAAAAUAAAUUAAAUAGAAAAUAA
Plodia interpunctella (Indianmeal moth) is the source of this 704-nucleotide messenger RNA. It is a transcript of the gene CPR126, whose product is annotated as cuticle protein 19-like. The transcript has 4 exons. Lineage: Eukaryota; Metazoa; Arthropoda; Insecta; Lepidoptera; Pyralidae. Bases 75 to 476 code for a protein of 133 amino acids. The record is from RefSeq and is a predicted model, not a curated record. Gene Ontology annotation, cellular component: extracellular matrix.